GGGCCGGCAAUAGAGCCUUUAAACAUACCUGCAACAGUUAAUUAACAUUUUCAGAAACUUAGAACAGCAAGGUGACUCUGAUAAAACGUUUGUGCAGUUAAAUGUAGGGGGACUGGAAGAAAAAAAAUUCACCAAAAACAUUUAAAAAAGAAUGAAUUCGGCAAAAUGGAUCGGUCUUCUGCCUCUUUCCAUCUGGCUUUCCUGUUGUAUGGAUCAAAGCCUGGGAGAUAUUCUGUUCUCGGUCCCAGAAGAACUGCAGCCUGGUACUUUGGUUGGCAACAUAGAAAAUUAUUCUGGAUUGCGGAUAACAAAUACGUCUGAUCGCCAGUUCCGUCUCGUUUCUGGUGACAGUAAGCCAUCUUUAUUUACAAUUUUUGGGAAUGGUAGCAUAUGUGUAAAUGAAAGAAUUGACAGGGAAGCUAUAUGCGGCAUUAAGACUCCGUGUUAUAUUAAUAUGAAAUUGGUUAUGGACAAUCCCUUAGAACUGUACAGUAUAAAACUGGAGAUACGGGAUGUAAAUGAUAACGCACCUGUGUUUAAUGUUAAUGAUUUGCAUUUGAAUAUUAUGGAGUCAGUCUCUGUGGGGACGAAAUUCACAUUGCAGGUUGCGCAAGAUCCAGAUGUAGGAUCUAAUGGGUUACUGUCUUAUCGACUUAGCCCCAGUAGUUAUUUUUCUUUAGACUUUCAAAAUGAUGAUGAUAAAGUGCCGCAGCUUGUCGUUGAAAAACAUUUGGAUAGAGAGCAUAAAUCUGUUCGUCAGUUGUCAUUAAUUGCAACUGAUGGAGGGCAACCUGAGAGAUCUGGCUCAGUCAGUAUCACCAUUAACAUAUUAGAUGCCAAUGACAAUUCUCCAAAAUUUGAUCUGUCUGUUUAUAAAGCUAGUCUGAUGGAGGACACUCCGGUAGGAACUUCAAUAAUCCAACUUAGAGCUACCGAUUUGGACGAAGGUACUAAUGGAGCAUUUGAGUAUUCAUUUAGCAGCCACACCCCAGACAACUUACGUGGUUUGUUCGAAAUACACCCAGUAACUGGGGAUGUUGUAUUAAAAAGUCAAAUAAAGCUGGAGGAGAUGACUACGUAUGAAUUUCACGCACAAGCAAGGGACAAAGGAGCAUCUGCUCUCUCUGAUUAUUGCAAAGUCUUGAUAGACAUCGUAGAUGUUAAUAACAAUAAACCCAAUAUCAUACUGACGUCCUUUAAAGAGUCUGUCAGUGAAAAUGCACCCAGGGGGACGGUGGUCGGUUUGAUCAGCGUAAACGACAGAGAUUUUGGUAUAAAUGCUUAUGUGACCUGCAGGAUUUCUGAUAAUAGUCCUUUUGUCCUCAGAGCAGUAGAGGAUUAUUACAUUCUUGAAACCACUAAUCCAUUAGAUCGAGAAUCAGUGGCCUCUUAUAAUGUUACAAUAACUGCCACGGACUCGGGAAUCCCUCCUCUCUCUUCUGAGACAUUUGUUUUUGUAGAGGUUGCUGAUGUUAAUGAUAAUCCACCACAGUUUACUGAAACUUCAUACCGAUGUUUCAUUGCAGAAAAUAAUUCUCCAGGAGAAGGACUAUGCCGAGUCAAAGCCAUUGAUCCAGAUUUGGGAGAACAUUGUAAAGUUGCUUACUCGAUCGUGGAACAUCAGAUUCAUGGUGUAUCUGUUUUUAGCUACAUAUCAAUUGAUUCAGAGAAUGGCCUGGUGAGUGCUAGGACUAUUUUUGAUUACGAGAAGGUUAAGAAUCUCGAACUAACCAUAAUUGGGAAAGAUCAAGGCAACCCGUCUUUAAAUAGUACUGCCAAAUUGCUAGUUAUUGUAAUUGAUGAAAACGACAACAACCCCAUAUUCCUAUAUCCUCCAGCAUCAGUUGGGAAUGUGCCCAUAGAAAUGAUCCCAAGGUCAGCAGAGGCUGGAUUUUUGGUAACAAAGGUAAUAACUGUGGAUGAAGAUUCUGGUCAGAAUGCUUGGCUGUCCUACCAGUUACUACAGUCCACUGACGUUAGCCUUUUUGAUAUCGAUAAGCAGACCGGUGAAAUAAGGAUCGUUCGGUCAAUAAGUGCCAAAGAUAACAGCAGACAAAAACUGGUUGUAGAAGUGAAGGACAAUGGGGUGCCUAGACGAUCUGCAACAGUAACCAUCGGGUUAUUACUUUAUGACAGUUUUCCCCAAGUUCUUCCAGAUUUUGGAGAACCCGCCGUAAAUACCGGAAAGGUGUCUAAUGUGAAUCUGGUUUUAAUAAUUAUGGUACUGGCUAUCUCGUUUUUAUUCUUGGGGUUCUUAAUUAUAUUUUCCUCAAUAUCAUGUUGCAGAACCCUUAAUUCAGGUAGAUGUUACUGCCCUCUUGGUUGUUGUCUUGACGAGCUUGAAAGCUAUAAAUUAAAAAUACCUGUCCCGUCUGAUUGCACAUUGCAAAAUAACCUUCUGCAGAUCGUUGAGACUGGAACUCUGUUACAUGGAUAUAAUUAUAUGGCUUUCUUGGGGCAAGUAUCACCUAGCAGAAAAAAUUUCGUAAGGAACUCACAAUUAGAACCGUUGGGGAACAAUGCCACCAUUGCACCUGGAUGCGGUACUCAAAUUCAGAGUCCUGCUGGAAACGAGACAGGGAAUGAAACAGAGGUAUGUAAUAAAAUAUACUGA
Messenger RNA from Protopterus annectens (West African lungfish), 2614 nucleotides. Its product is annotated as protocadherin alpha-C2-like. The record is from RefSeq and is a predicted model, not a curated record. Lineage: Eukaryota; Metazoa; Chordata; Ceratodontiformes; Protopteridae. The transcript has a single exon. Gene Ontology annotation, molecular function: calcium ion binding. Gene Ontology annotation, cellular component: plasma membrane. Bases 152 to 2614 code for a protein of 820 amino acids. Gene Ontology annotation, biological process: homophilic cell-cell adhesion.